AUCCUGUUGAGAAUCCGAAGAAGAAGCACACAUGUAUGCGAUACUUGACCUGUGAAAUAUACAAAUCAAACUGCGCAUUUUUGGUAUUUAAGUCCAAGGCAUUCGUAAAAGAUUCGAGGUAAAAGGCUCGGCUGGCCACAAUGCAGACAGUUCACCUUUAGAACCAAUAGAAUUCGGUAGGCUGGCGGAUCUUGUCUGACAUCACAAUUUUAGAUGUCUUUAGCCAAUAGGCAUGCAGUUCCAAAGGAGGACACAAUCGCCUUUUGAGAUUUGUAGCUUGGAGAAAAAAAAUCCCUUCUGCUGUUCAUGAUGCUUUACUAGUGGUAUGUCGAUACCACCUACCCAAUUCCAUUAUUUUGGGCCCGUUUAGAGGCAUUAGGGUUCUGUUGCUACAUUUUUUUUAAACGUUAAAUUGCCUGAAUAGGACGUGUCUUUUGAAAGCAGCGUCUCUAACGCUUUUGUUUCGUAGUUUUCUUAUUUUUGUAUGCCUGAUUUCUUCGGCUCCUGGGUGGGUGGUGUCACACUAGUACUACAAUGAUCGAACGACCAGAAUCUACAGUUGCCAGCAUUGCACAGAGGAAUCUGGAGGGGUAUGUGGGGUUCGCCAACCUCCCCAACCAAGUGUACAGGAAGUCAGUGAAGAGGGGCUUUGAGUUCACACUAAUGGUUGUUGGUGAGUCUGGAUUGGGGAAAUCCACGCUCAUCAACUCCCUCUUCCUGACUGACCUGUACUCCAAGGAUUACCCUGGCCCAUCCCUACGGAUCAAGAAGACUGUGCAGGUGGAGCAGUCCAAGGUUCUGGUGAAGGAAGGGGGUGUCCAGCUCACUCUCACCAUCGUCGAUACGCCAGGGUUUGGAGAUGCAGUGGACAAUAGUAACUGCUGGCAGCCUGUCAUUAACUUCAUUGACAGUAAGUGUGAGGACUUCCUGAAUGCAGAGUCCAGGGUGAACCGACGACUGAUGCCAGACAACAGAGUUCACUGCUGCCUGUACUUCAUCGCCCCCUCUGGCCACGGGCUGAAGCCCCUGGACAUUGAGUUCAUGAAGCGUCUCCAUGACAAGGUCAACGUGAUCCCUCUAAUCGCCAAGGCAGACACUCUGACACCUGAAGAAUGCCAGCUGUUCAAGAAACAGAUCAUGAAGGAAAUCCAAGAACACAAGAUCAGAAUCUAUGAGUUUCCUGACACCGAGGACGAUGAGGACAGCAAGCUCAUCCGGAAGAUCAAGGAGCGGAUGCCUCUGGCAGUGGUUGGCAGCAACGUGGUGAUUGAAGUGAACGGCAAGAAGGUCAGAGGUCGUCAGUACCCCUGGGGCGUGGCAGAAGUGGAGAACGGGGAGCACUGUGACUUCACUGUGUUACGGAACAUGCUGAUCAGGACCCAUAUGCAAGAUCUGAAGGAUGUGACCAACAACGUCCACUAUGAGAACUAUCGCAGCAAAAAGCUUGCUGCCGUAACCUGCAAUGGAGGAGUGGACACCAGCAAGACCAAGAACCAAAUGACCAGGAGCCCCCUGGCCCAGAUGGAGGAGGAGCGGAGGGAACAUGUCAUGAAGAUGAAGAAGAUGGAAACAGAGAUGGAGCAGGUGUUUGAGAUGAAGGUCAAGGAGAAGAAACAGAAACUGAAGGACUCUGAGGCUGAGCUGGAGCGACGCCACGAGCAGAUGAAAAAGAACUUGGAGGUUCAGUAUAAGGAACUGGAGGAGAAGCGGCGUCACCAUGAGGAAGAGAAGUCAAACUGGGAGGCACAGCAACGUAUACUGGAGCAGCAGAAACUUGACGCUUCUAAGACCAUGGAAAAGAACAAAAAGAAGGGAAAAAUAUUUUAAGUUGAACCUAUUCCUCCAAUUAAAUAUUGCAAACUUGUUUUUACAUCCUUUUUGAUGUUCACACAAUCUAUGACCCUCAAACCAUAUAUAUACACACACACACACGCGCACGCUAAUAAGCCGCGUUCACACUGCACUUAGCUCAGGGCUACGAGGGUGUUUACACUUGCACAUUAUAAAGUGGGCUAGCUGACCCUAUUGUACUAUUUAGGUCAUACAUGGACCUCACACAUGCAUCUCAUUCAGUACAUACAACAACAUGCCCCAAUGUCACACUCAUACACCACUAUACACACAUACACACACACAGCCACAUCCCUCUUUUGGGGGUCUGCCAAAACCUUUUAUUUCUAUUCCUGACAAGGAGGAAAUUAUGUCCCUCUGAUCUUUGGAGUUUUACACAUGGCAGGCAUCAUGCAUAGCCAUCCUUUAUACUAGUGUACUACAAUCUGUUCUCUAGCUAGCUCACCUGUUUCUUCCAGCAGAGGCAGCUCAAGACCAUUCACAAGCACACUCCAUUGUGACUUGUGUAAACACAAUUACGUACGCUCGGACAUUCCCUGAACUCCUGGGACAUGUGCAUGUUAAACACACACUUGUAGGUGGUUAUUAAGGGUUCGAGUCAGGUGUGAGUGUACAAGAAACAGGAAAAUAAUUGUUUUGAAUUAUGACAGUCAAAAGCCAAGUCGAGAUGAAAAAGCCAGGUUCAGGAAAGGGGGUGACCUAUCUUAAAUGUGUGUGUACUUGUGUGUGGGUGCCUGUGUGUGUGUGUGCACGUGCCUGUAAACCAUGUGUUUUGUGUCUUCUAUUUUACUAAUAGAAGACACACUUAACGGUAUAAAGAGUAACAUUGUCAGUGUCAUAACAUUCUCUGGAUACUGAAGCAGAUAAUUAUGUCCCUAAUUAUAUAGAUAAUGUUACACAAAUCAUAUGGGUGUCUAAAACAAUGAUAACCGUGAUUGUGGCAAUGUCUUAUAUUGUGAAGUGAUGGAUUUUGUCAAAGCCCUAAACCUAAAGCCCUAUCUAUCCCUUGUCCCCUGUUCUGAAGACUGUACCGAGAGCUAUAAAUGCAUGGGUUUGUCCCAAACGCAUGGUGAGACUCUGACACUGAGACACAUUGUGUGACACCUCUAAACCCUUACCUCUCUGAGGUCGGUCAAGUUUUAUUUGAAUAUAUUAUGUAUGUAUUGUUGGACAACAAUCCCUUGAAUCCAGUAGGAUCAUUUAAGUGGUUCAACAAUUAUUAUUUUAGUGUAGUCUUGAUUUGACAAACCUCUAGAAAUCUUAAGAUGCACUUGAAGACAUGCAAAAGGGACACAGAAAAUGCACAGAUAAAUACAACACACAUAAAACCCCUGUAAUUUUCUUCUGGUUCACAUACAUAAUGGAAUUGACUGUAAAUUGUUAUAUACUUCACAACUGAACACAAGCCCCAAAUCCCAGAAGACAACCUCUGACCCAACCUACACUGCCUUCACAAGCCACACACACACAAUAAUACUCUAUGCCAACUGUAUGCUUUCUCAGGACCAGUCUCUUGUUGCAGGUCUCUGAGUUGUAAUAGUCAGAAGUUAGUCCGUGGUCUGAGAAGUCUUAAAGGCUCAUUUGAGCUAAGGUCUGAGACAAACUUUUCCUAAAUCAUUCUUUAACCACUGCCCUAUCUAAUAAUGUUGAAGGUAGCCAUAACUUUAGGAGUUGUUUUUUUUUUUUUUUUUUUUAUAUAUAUAUACACUCUUCAGCUUUAUUCUGUUCUUCAUUUUAUUAUCUGUUCUCUCUAAUUGUACAUUAUUAAUAUUAAAGAUGAGAAGGUUAUGCUUAA
Oncorhynchus kisutch (coho salmon) is the source of this 3646-nucleotide messenger RNA. RefSeq names its product septin-7. The record is from RefSeq and is a predicted model, not a curated record. The coding region runs from base 535 to 1827 and encodes 430 amino acids. Lineage: Eukaryota; Metazoa; Chordata; Actinopteri; Salmoniformes; Salmonidae. Gene Ontology annotation, cellular component: septin complex. Gene Ontology annotation, molecular function: GTP binding. The transcript has 13 exons.